Penicillium paradoxum is the source of this 2082-nucleotide messenger RNA. RefSeq names its product isocyanide synthase xanB (gene xanB). Gene Ontology annotation, molecular function: oxidoreductase activity. Lineage: Eukaryota; Fungi; Ascomycota; Eurotiomycetes; Eurotiales; Aspergillaceae. The coding region runs from base 1 to 2082 and encodes 693 amino acids. The record is from RefSeq and is a predicted model, not a curated record. The transcript is spliced from 2 exons.
AUGGUCACCUUAGCACCAGGUGUGGAUAUUGUCCUUCCUAGAUGCAUCUCCCAAUUUGCUGAGAAUGAAAUCUCUUUCUCUCACCAAGAAACGCUCGAUCAGCAAGGUACUAUGGUUUCUGGACUUGACGCCGCCGAUACCAUCACCAUUCCCACAAAUGCCACUACUGUCGAUGAACACGAACUAAAUAUAACUCACGGUACUAUUAUUCCUGGGACAUCAGACCCCGACUCCCAGCAUCAGGAAAUGACGAUGGAGGUCUUGAAGAUCAUCGAAAGUUAUGGCGUUGAUUUUGAAAAGACGGGCGCUUCCUGGAAGGGCUUUGAGUCGUUUGCCCCAAUUGUACUGGAACAAGUCGCCAAAGAGGAGCCGAUUCGCAUGAUCUUACCUGCUUUCCCGUUCAAGUCACCGAAUGCACGCGACAAAGUGCUGGGGACAAUGCCGGACUUCGGCGAGGAGCUUGCAUUGGCUCACUUGAAUGGACUUUGCCAGAAUAUCGCUGAGGCAUACACACCCGGUGCCUAUGUGUACAUCAGCUCGGAUGGUCUUGUAUACAAUGAUCUCUUGGGCGUUCCUGAUGAAACUGUCUGGGACUAUGGGGAGACUCUGCGAAAGAUGGCCAUCGAGAAAGAGCUGCAUAAUGUCAAAUUCAUCCGUCUUUACGAACUUCUCGAGCACCCUUGGUUCCCAUCUUCAAGUCCAGAAUCAGCGAAGGCAUUUUACCUCGCUCACGCCGGUUGUCUUCGCCGAGAACUGAUGUACACUUUUGGUGACCCGAGCUUCGACGCAACGGAGGCCAUCAAAACCGACAAUGACACUUGUCUCACAUAUCGGGGUUACAUCAAGUUUCUGACCAAAGACCUAGUUCAUCAAGAAGAGUCCAAAUUCUUAUCCAAACGCGCCCGGCAGACACAGAUUGCAGAGACAGCACGACAGAUGAUCAUCCGGGGUAAGAUGUUCGCCGCUGCCAUCAGAGCCAACCGCAAAGACUACGUACGACUUUCCAUCCACGAGUCCGCGGGCGAGAAAAAGCUUUCUGUCUCGCUCAUCCCACAGACUCGCGGUACAAUCGGGUAUACACCGUGGCAUUCGUGCGUGGCUGUCGGAUUAGAUGGUUCGUAUCGUACAGUCCAUGCUGAAGAUGUACGGGACACGCACGACCUCAUCUAUAAGAAUGGAAACCCUUACUUCUUCCGCGAGAAGUCCAGUCUCUUCGAUUGGUCUGAAAACGGUUUAUCGGUCAAAUUUGAGCAUCUGUACCCAUCCGGACUCAUCAUUCGGCCUGCCGAUAUCGACAAUGUCAACCCGCCGCCUUCAAUCCGUUCAAUCCCCAUGCAAAAGGUCCGCGGACUAUCAAAUGGCAUGUCGCCAAUUAUCGUGCGUGGAUUUACCGAGACUCUGGAAGAACAUCUCUAUGUUCAAAAGGGAGAAGAACUGGGAACUAUCCUCCCGUGGAGCUUUGGGAUCAUCCAGAAAGUGCGAGACAACGGCCGCUCCGACAAGAUGGGCAACAACGUGACCUCUAACGAGGCGAUGCCGAUGCACUUCGACGGGAUGUUUAAAUUCGAAGAGAUCACAGACCCGGAAACAGGUGAGAGAAAGAAAGUCCAACGCCCACCGGGCUAUCAGUUCUUCACUUGUCCUGCGACUGCACCGAAGGGGAAUGGUUAUACCUUGUUUGCGAGCUCCAGACUCUUUUUCCGAUACCUUCCUCCCCCAUGGUCCACUGAGCGUCUUGAGAAGGUUACCUGGGCCAUGGAUAAUGACGGAUUUUGGGAUGCGAAGCUCAAAGACCAGCCCUUGAUCGUGAAACAUCCCAUCUCCGGACUGCCUUGUCUGCGUUGGCAUCAGCCAUGGGACUCGACCAAGACCAAGUUCUCGACCUGUGAUGUCACCAUUGAGAAUGAUGAUAAUGGGCUGGUCGGAAUUAUUGAUCGCAUCACUUACGACUACAGGGUUUGUCUUCGCUUUGGAUGGGAGAAGGGCGAUCUGCUGGUGAGUGACAACACUGCCAUGCUCCAUACCCGCACUGGGUAUAUCAGCAACUGCGAUCGGGAACUGUGGCGAAUUCACUGUGAUUGA